Molecule: messenger RNA, 1251 nt
Organism: Brassica napus (rape)
Lineage: Eukaryota; Viridiplantae; Streptophyta; Magnoliopsida; Brassicales; Brassicaceae
Product: ribonuclease H2 subunit B-like
Exons: 10
Coding region: 16-906 (296 amino acids)
Biological process (GO): RNA catabolic process; ribonucleotide metabolic process
Cellular component (GO): ribonuclease H2 complex; nucleoplasm
Source: RefSeq, a predicted model, not a curated record
UUACUUGAGUGACUGAUGUACGCUUCUUCAACCGUAGGAUUUGGGCUUACUAGAAGCUUGAAGAUGAGUUCUACUGUUUGGUGGGAAGGAGUUGAGAAGACACGAGUUCUCAUUGCCGCAGAUUCAGGAUGUGGAGGAAACAAACCUGGAGAACUAUUAACACUUCGCCAUCCAAAAUCAGAAAAUGGAACCUGCUACCUUUUUAAUAAUGGGAUGCUUCAAGAGAUUCAAUGGUUUAAGCAAUCAUAUGGUUCUUGGUUCCUGGGAGAUUACAUUUCUCAAGAUGGAAGCUUAUAUAUGGCUACUCCGGUUGAUCCUGUUUUCAUCUUGUUGCCUGUUUUCGACCAAGCAAGAAUGAAGAAAGGUGAUGAUCCUGGAAAGUUCAGGCAACUGGAUGAGAUUUUAUUUGUGGAAGGGUAUCCUGAAUAUCAACAUCUGUUGUCACUUGCAGAGAAGUGUAUGGAGAUCGUUUGUCAAACUCAAGAGGUUGGAUCUAUGAAGUUCUAUCGGCUAGAUAACUCGAAAGUUUUAGCUUGGUUAACUUGUAAGGUGCGCUCUUUAAAGAAGGCUCUACCGGCAUUAGACAAGAACUAUGCAGCUCAAGAUGAGAAACAAACAUUGGUGGAUGCAGUUUCAAUCGUGGGAGAGUACCUGAAGACAGAGCCUUGGUUGAAGCUUCUCUAUGAUCGUCUUGGACUCGAGUUUGUUGACCCAACGACGAAAGAAACCAAUACGGAGACCUUUCCAAAUGCAAUUGAGAAUAAAAUGGAAUACUCAAACUCAUUACAGGAGAGAGCAAACAAGAAGACAGGAAAACCUGGGAAACAGACAAAGCAAGCAAAGGUAGAGACUGGAUCAAAGAACAUAAGGGAUAUGUUUUCAAGGGCUUGUAAGAAAAAGUGCUGAAGCUAUCCAGCUAUAUAUGAUUUGUUAUUUUCAGCUAUCAGAUGAUCUCUUUGCUUAGCUAGCAACAUCUUAAACAAAGACCCAGGGCCGGCUUACAAGGGGGACAAGCGGUGCGACCGCCCCGGGUCCGAGUCCGUGUCCCCCCGUGUAAUGAUAAAUAAGGGGCCCAAUUUUUUAUAAAUCUAUAUUUUUAUAUAUAAAAAAAAUUAUAAAUACAAUAAAUAAAAUUGAAAAGGGCCCAAAAUUAUUUGAUAUGUAUAUAGUUUUAUUUUCAUUACAAAAUAUACAAAAUAUUAUUGAUUAAAUUUUAAAAAUAUUUUAAAUAUUAUCUCUAUAUAAAUUUUA